GAGGACAAGGUGGUGCUCAACGUGGAGGUGCUGCUCACCCAGGACAGCCAGGCAGAGCUGCCAGCAGUCAAGGCCGCCGCGCUGGCCUUCCUCUCCAGCCUGUCGUCCAUCCGCUACUCAGAGGCGCAGCUGGCGCCGCCCCCCGGCCAGCACCCGCUGCUGGAUGCGCACGUGGAGUCGAUGCGGGUGGUGGAUGUUGGGGACAAGCUGCCGCCCGGCAAGCUGCUGCUGCAGUGGGACGUGGCGUGGAAUGUGCUUGUCUACCAGCUGGAUGCCGAGGGACCCGCAGACGACGACGAGUGCGACGAUGCCGCCCCCUCGCACCGCGAGUGGGCGCUGCCCGCGGCAGAGUUCCAGGGCCAGUGGGAGGCGCUCUACUACGAGGCAGAGAUCAAGCAGCGCCUGCUGCGCUACGCCACCUCGGCGCUGCUGUUUGCGGAGAGCAGGGUCAACCCGCAGCUCAUCAGCUGGAACCGCGUCGUGCUGCUGCACGGCCCGCCCGGCACCGGCAAGACGAGCCUGUGCCAGGCGCUGGCACAGAAGCUGACCAUUCGCCUGGGGGGCCGGUACACCCACGGCGUGCUCAUUGAGGUCAACGCCCACAGCCUGUUCAGCAAGUGGUUCAGCGAGAGCGGCAAGCUGGUGUCCCGCCUGUUUGCCAAGAUCCAGGAGGUGGUGGAUGAGCCUGAUGCGCUGGUGUUUGUGCUGAUAGACGAGGUGGAAAGCUUGACGGCGGCCAGGAAGGCGGCGGUGAGCGGGUCGGAGCCCGCAGACGCCAUCCGCGCUGUCAAUGCGCUGCUCACGCGCCUGGACCAGCUCAAGGCAGCGCCCAACGUCAUGGUUCUGACCACCAGCAACAUCACAGAGGCCAUUGACCUGGCCUUUGUGGACCGAGCCGACAUCAAGGCGUACAUAGGCAACCCCAACCUGCAGGCCAGGUACGAGAUACUGCGCACCUGCAUCGCGGAGCUGCAGCAGGCGGGCAUCAUCACAGACGGCACGCCGCUGCAGCCCUUCUCCGACGCCUGCUGCCAGGCGGAGGCGCCGGAGGGCGGCCAUGGCGCAGCUGCGGCCGCCAAUGGGAUCGCCAAUGGCUGCCGCCUGCUGGAGGCGGCACGAGCGGCCGACGGCUUCAGCGGGCGUACGCUGCGCAAGCUGCCGUUCCUGGCACACGCGGCG
This is a messenger RNA of Chlorella variabilis, 1179 nucleotides long. RefSeq lists its product as hypothetical. The transcript has 8 exons. The annotation marks the transcript as partial. Gene Ontology annotation, molecular function: ATP hydrolysis activity; ATP binding. The record is from RefSeq and is a predicted model, not a curated record. Gene Ontology annotation, cellular component: chromosome; nucleus. Gene Ontology annotation, biological process: meiotic recombination checkpoint signaling; reciprocal meiotic recombination. NCBI's taxonomy places the organism in Eukaryota, Viridiplantae, Chlorophyta, Trebouxiophyceae, Chlorellales, Chlorellaceae.